Molecule: messenger RNA, 941 nt
Organism: Daucus carota subsp. sativus
Lineage: Eukaryota; Viridiplantae; Streptophyta; Magnoliopsida; Apiales; Apiaceae
Product: protein RER1B-like
Exons: 4
Coding region: 156-731 (191 amino acids)
Biological process (GO): protein retention in ER lumen; retrograde vesicle-mediated transport, Golgi to endoplasmic reticulum
Cellular component (GO): Golgi membrane
Source: RefSeq, a predicted model, not a curated record
CUUUCAUUCUCUAAUACUUUUUAUAGAAACAUUUAUUUGGAGUUUGAGAAACAUAGACACGUAACAGAUUUGAUCUUGUCCAAGCAUUGCUUACAUUCUUCUAUCAGAAUACUAAAAUUACGCUCGCAGUUUUGCAAAAGAUUGAAGCUCGUUUCAUGGAGGGAGUGUUAGGUGAAGGUGCCUCGCCACUGGCACCGAUAACUACCUUGAAAAAUGAUUUCUCCAAGGUUUUUCAGUAUUAUUUGGAUAAGUCCACUCCUCUUCCCGUCCAUAGGUGGAUAGGAACUCUUGUUGUUAUUGUUGUAUAUCUCUUACGGGUAUAUAUACUUCAAGGAUUCUACAUUGUCACUUAUGCACUCGGGAUCUAUAUUCUGAAUCUGUUAAUUGGGUUUCUUUCACCCAAAAUUGAUCCUGAAUUGGAAGCUUUGGAUGGUGCUGAGUUGCCUACGAAGGAAACAGAUGAGUUCAGGCCUUUCAUUCGUCGGCUUCCUGAGUUCAAGUUCUGGUAUGCAAUCACCAAGGCUUUCUGUGUGGCCUUUUUAAUGACUUUCUUUUCAUUGUUUGAUGUCCCUGUUUUCUGGCCUAUACUUCUAUGCUAUUGGAUUGUUCUAUUUGUUCUCACAAUGAAGCGUCAAAUCAUGCACAUGAUUAAAUACAAAUACGUCCCUCUAAAUUUAGGAAAACAGACAUACGCCGGAAAGAAGAGUGGUGGAAAUUCACCAAGGGACUGAAAUUGAACGUAGUUCUGAUAGGAUGGGCACCUCAUAGGACUGACACACACAACUUGGAUUAGAGUUUCAGUUGAAAUAUGUGUUUAUAUUCUAAAUGUUUCUUUAUAGCUAAUUAAUGAAUUAUAUUGCAGAUUUUUCUAGUUCUUUUUAACAAAAGCUGAUGUAAGCUGGAUAUUUGAAGCUGGUGACUACUUUUGUUAGUUUAAUAUA